Penicillium cinerascens is the source of this 723-nucleotide messenger RNA. RefSeq names its product mitochondrial 54S ribosomal protein uL23m. Gene Ontology annotation, molecular function: structural constituent of ribosome. The transcript is spliced from 3 exons. The record is from RefSeq and is a predicted model, not a curated record. Bases 1 to 723 code for a protein of 240 amino acids. Gene Ontology annotation, biological process: mitochondrial translation. Gene Ontology annotation, cellular component: mitochondrial large ribosomal subunit; ribosome. Lineage: Eukaryota; Fungi; Ascomycota; Eurotiomycetes; Eurotiales; Aspergillaceae.
AUGUGUACGGCGGGCGACGCGGCCAUCCGCGCAAUUCCACCGCAGCAAAAGAUCACCAGCGCCCCGACACUCCAACCAUCAACCAACGACGUCAAGAUGGUUCGCAAAGCAAUUGGCCUCCCCAAGAUGGGGACAAGUCCCCUCCCGCCUCUAUCCGAACGCAAGCAGAUCUACCUCCCCGAAUUUACCGUCGCCCUUGUCCGAACCCCCUUCCUCUCCAACCGCUAUGCUCAGUUCCGCGUCCCUCUCAACCUCAACAAACUCGACAUGCGCGACUACCUGGAGCGUGCGUAUGGCGUCGGCGUCGUGAGCGUCCGCAGCUACGUCCAGCUGCAGCCCAUUACCCGUAUCACCCGUGACGGACGAAACUUGGGCGCGUGGCGACGACCCAAGUCCGAGAAGCGCAUGACGGUCGAGUUGCGGGAGCCAUUUGUCUGGCCCGAGGAGCCCACCGAUCUUAGCCCAUGGGAGAAGGAUUCCUGGGAUUCUGGCGAACGAUUCCAGACCGAGAUGCGCCGUGAUAACCGCCAGAAGGGCGACGCUGCCGAGAAGCCGAACGAGAAGGUGCGAAAGGCAUUCAAGGAGCAGGCGGAGGAGUUGAAGAAGGAUAAGGAGGCCUGGCGGCCGACUUGGAAGGCGCUGGGUAUCGAUUUCGCGCACAAGGAGAUGGCUAACACGAGGGGCCCUGGCCUCCGUCCGCCGAAGUGGAUGAAGAAGCCUUGA